Aureobasidium namibiae CBS 147.97 is the source of this 2040-nucleotide messenger RNA. RefSeq lists its product as uncharacterized. Gene Ontology annotation, biological process: rRNA processing. NCBI's taxonomy places the organism in Eukaryota, Fungi, Ascomycota, Dothideomycetes, Dothideales, Saccotheciaceae. The record is from RefSeq and is a predicted model, not a curated record. Gene Ontology annotation, molecular function: RNA binding. Gene Ontology annotation, cellular component: nucleus. The annotation marks the transcript as partial. The transcript has 2 exons.
GAUCCUCGUUUCUCAUCCAUGACCACAGAUCCCCGUUUCCGUCUUCCCUCGGCACGACACAGCAAAGUAGGCGUCGACAAGCGUUUCACCAGCAUGUUCAAGGACGACGACUUCUCAAAGAAAGCCACUGUCGACAAGUACGGUCGCAAGGUUGCAAAGGGCAAUGCCAAGAAAGAGUUGGAACGCUUUUACAAGAUCGAGGGAGAUGAGGAAGAUGAGGAUGAGGAGUCAGAGGAAGAGAUGGGAAAAGCACAGAAAGUCAAGGCUAAGAAGAGCAAGAAGCCGGCGAGAGAGGUUGUGGGUAGCGAUGAGGAAAGCGAAGAGGAGGUUGCUGAUGAUGAUGAGAUUGAGGCUGAGCUCGAGAGACUGGACGGCAGAGUCAGGGAUCCCGCACGAGAGGGUGGUUUCUCUUCUUCUGAAGAUGACAGCAGCUCCGAGGACGAUAGCGAAGAGGAGGAAGAGAUUGAGGAGGAUGCAGUAGAGUUCCCUAACGAGGGUGCUGCUGAUGUGCCUCUUGGUGACGUCUCGUCUCGUCUGGCUGUCGUCAAUCUUGACUGGGACAACAUUCGCGCAGAAGAUCUUAUGGCUGUCGCACAGAGUUUCGCUUCCACUGGCCGCGUCUCCAGGGUCGUCGUAUACCCCAGCGAAUUUGGCAAGGAGCGCAUGGAGAAGGAGGAGCUCGAAGGCCCACCUAGAGACAUUUUCGCCAGCGCAACAAAGGAGGUGGACGAGGACGAGGACACCGAUGACGAGGAAGAGAGAAUCAAGAAAGAGCUGUUGAAGGGAGACACAGGCGAGGAAUUCGACUCUGCGAAGCUGCGCCAAUACCAGCUGGACCGCCUAAAGUACUACUACGCCGUCAUCACCUGCGACUCCAAGGACACAGCAAAGGCGCUUUAUGAUGGCAUGGACGGCCGUGAAUACCUCUCCACAGCAAACUUUUUCGAUCUACGAUUCAUCCCUGACGAGGUUGACUUUGACACUGACACACCUCGCGACGAGUGCACAAAGAUAGCCUCAGGCUACAAGCCCAAUGAAUUCGUCACCGAUGCCCUUACCCACAGUAAAGUCCGCUUGACGUGGGACGCCGAUGAUACGACAAGAAAAGAAGUUCAGAAACGUGCCUUUUCACGCGCCGAGAUCGACGAGAACGAUCUGCAAGCGUACAUUGGCAGCGACAGCAGCGAUGAUGAAGAGAAUGACACAGGCUUGACAAAGGCAGAGCAACAGAGACAAAAGAUGCGCGCUGCAUUGGGUCUGUCUUCUGAAGCAGUAAAGACAAAGUCCAAGGAUGAUGGCCCAGUGGGAGACAUGCAAAUCACCUUUACAUCUGGUCUGUCAAAUGCCGCUGCAUCAAAGGGUGCCAACGGCGUCUUUGAAAACACCCCCAUUAUCGAAGAAACCACACGCGAGAAGUACGUCCGCAAGGAAAAAGAACGCAAAGCUCGCCGCAAGGAAAAAAUGAAGGCAGCCCGCAACGGCGAAACCAUCGAAGAAGCAGCCUCAGACAACGACACCAUUCUAGCCCGCAAAGCCGACCGUCAGAAGAAGCGCGAGGCCCGCGAAGCAGCAGAUGCCGCCACCGCCGCCAAACGCGCCGAACUGGAAUUACUCAUGGUAGACGAAAACACGGCUUCAGAAAACAUCCGUCACUUCAACAUGAAUGAAAUCGCCAAAGCCGAGAAAGUGCUCAAGAAGAAGAGCAAGAAUAACAAGAAAGCCAAGGAUGCAAAAGAAAUCUUGGAACAGGAUGAUUUCAGCAUGGAAACUCAGGAUCCGAGAUUUGCGCAGUUGUUUGAGAGUCACGAGUUUGCCAUUGAUCCCACGAAUCCGAGAUACAAGAACACGCAGGGUAUGAAGGCUUUGUUGGAGGAGGGAAGGAGGAAGAGAAAGGGUAGAAGUGAUGAAGAUGGUGAGAGGGCUGAUGCGCCGCCGGUGGAGAAGAGGGAAAAGAAGGUCAAGACCGAGGCUUCCUCUGCUGGUGGUGAGGAUCUGAACUCGUUGCUUGCUAGAGUCAAGGCAAAGACAAAGAGCAGAUGA